AUGACAUUUUCUGGUGGCGUGAAAGCAGUGGUCUACACCGAUGUGAUCCAGACUCUCGUCAUGUUCUUUGGCGUGCUGGCUGUUGUCAUCGUCGUUUGCAGGAACCUGGGAGGGAUAGAGGAAGUUUGGGAAGUCGCCGGCCAGGGAGGACGUCUAGAAUUUUUCAACUUGGACCCCAGCCCAUUCACCCGCCACACCCUCUGGUCUACGAUGGUGAUGGGCGUGUUCAUGGUGUUUAGUUUCUUGGGCGUGAGCCAGCCACAGUAUCAGCGCUUCGCUUCUGUCCCCACCCUCGCCCAGGCUCAGCUGACCUUUGCCACUCACUGCCCCAGACUGUCUCUGUUGUUCCUCCUGGGAAUGAGUCUCCUUUGGGGCGUCUUCUACACCUCCGGCCUUGUCGCCUAUGCUCUCUACAAGGACUGCGACCCUCUGACGUCCGGGAAGAUUGAGAAGCCGGACCAAAUCAUCCCUUACAUGGUGACGGAUAAGCUCCAUCACCUGACGGGGAUGCCCGGACUCUUCGUGGCGGCUGUGUACGGCGGCGUUCUAAGACCCGCGCCACUGCAGCUUUCUUCCCGCAGUUCCUUGUCGUCGCAGGGCAACGCCAUCGCCUGCGUGGUGUGGGAGGACUUCCUGAAGGAGAGGCCGUACUUCCGCGGCAUCAGCGACCGCAGCGCCACCAACGUCGUCAAACUGCUGUCGAGCAUGACCGGCCUGGUCGCCAUCGGCGUGGGUCUCCUGGCGGGAAAGCUCGGGACCAUCAACUACGUCAUUUCCCUCGUCAGCGCCGCCAUCCGCGGCCCCCUGUGCGGCCUCUUCUUCGUGGGCAUGUGCGCCCCCUGGGUCAAUACCAAGGUGAAUUCGUUCGGUUUCUCUGCCGCACAGCGGAACUCUCUAGCUUCUCUCCUUGUCACUCCUCUGCCUCAGUUAAUGGCUCUCUUCCUGCUUCAGGGCGCCAUGGCUGGUCUGGCGUUUUCGCUGAUCGUCAACAUAUGGAUGGUGAUCGGGCGCUUCGUGGUUAGCGGGAAGCAGCCCGUACGGCUCCCGUUGUCCCUCGACGGCUGCCUCGACCAGCUAGCGGGGACGCCGACGGCGCUCAACGCGACGCUUGGCCUCCUCGCCAACGCCACCGCCGACGCUUUCACCGCCGUUGCUGCGUCCAAACCAGAGUCAGUCAGUUAG
Penaeus indicus is the source of this 1182-nucleotide messenger RNA. RefSeq names its product sodium-coupled monocarboxylate transporter 1-like. Gene Ontology annotation, cellular component: membrane. The record is from RefSeq and is a predicted model, not a curated record. Gene Ontology annotation, molecular function: symporter activity. NCBI's taxonomy places the organism in Eukaryota, Metazoa, Arthropoda, Malacostraca, Decapoda, Penaeidae. Gene Ontology annotation, biological process: transmembrane transport; sodium ion transport. The transcript is spliced from 7 exons. Bases 1 to 1182 code for a protein of 393 amino acids.